CUUCAUUAACAUCUAACCUUUGUGCCCAUUCUCUUUUUUUAAAUUAAAAUCUCUUCAACAACACAAUAUGUUGUUUCCUCCCCUACUUGUUUUUGCUUCCAUAUUCAGUGCUUGCUGUCUUGCAACUUCAACUUUAGGAGCUACACUUGCAAAAGAUGAAGUGGAAGCUUUGAAAAGCAUAGGUAAAACAUUGGGGAAGACAAACUGGAACUUUAAUAUCGAUCCAUGCAGUAGCAGAGAUGAGAGUUGGGCAAAAUUUGCAAAAAAAGGUGCUUAUUAUGUUAAUAAUGUCACCUGUAAUUGCAGUUCCUCCCCCUGCCAUAUCGUUCGCAUAGCGCUGAAGGGACAAAAUCUAUCGGGCACUCUCCCACCACAGUUGACCAGACUCGCUUACCUCCAAGACAUUGAUCUCUCUCGCAAUUAUCUUAGUGGCCACAUUCCUCCUCAAUGGGGUUCUAUGCAGCAACUUUUUAAAAUACAAAUAAACACAAUAUUGCAGUUGCCUUCUUGGAAAUCGUUUAACAGGUUUAAUCCCAGAGGAGCUGGCAAACAUGAGCAGUCUCACCAGCUUAGUCCUUGAGCACAAUAACUUCUCAGGAAAUUUGCCUGUUGCACUGGGGAAUCUACCAAAACUUGAGAGCCUGCUUCUUAAUUCCAACAAUUUUACUGGUGAAUUGCCUGAAACAUUUGCUAGGCUGACUACAUUGAAGAUUUUCCGGAUCGGUGAUAACAACUUCACAGAAAAGAUUCCCGGUUUUAUUUUCCAGAAUUGGACAAACCUUAAGGAUAUACGUAUUGUCGCAAGUGGUUUGAGUGGACCAGUUCCAGACAUUGGUCCUUCGGGAAACUUAGAAUCUAUGACAUUGAGUAGCUGCAAUAUCAUUGGAAAGCUACCUACUUCUCUUGAAAAUAUGUCAGAGUUGGAUAUCUUAGAUCUCAGCUUCAACAAACUCAGUGGAGAAAUUGAAAUUUCUCUUCCAGAAGUGAGACAAUUGUUUUUAACUGGAAACAUGUUUACUGGAGCAAUCCCUCAAUGGAUUCUUAGUACAAAUAAAAAAAUGUGAAAUUUGUUGGGUAUGGGUCCCACUAUAUGGGAAACUCAUAUUUUCUGCCACAAUGUUUUGUCUUUCUCUGAUUUUGUCAAAAGCCAAUUUUUUUUGGCUUUUUAUGUGUGGGAUGUGGGCAGCCUUUCUAUUAUUAUUGAGUGUCAAAUUCUCAAUUUAAAAGAAGAGAAAAAUAGAGAGUGAGAUUGAAGCUCGUUGGAGAAAAAGAGAGAAUAGAAAAAUCAGUUUUUCAAGCUUGGUGCAGCAGUGAUCAACUCUUCGAUCGAAAGUCCAUCCGUGGUUCGAUUGAGCUAAUUUUUGGACAGCAGCUAGGCGAUAAGGUUUUCUUGACUUUGUACGGUCGGAUUUUUCAUCUGAGUCUUGUAGCCUCGGAAAUACCCGUUUUUCAGCAGCUACGUUUUUGGUGAUGUUCUCUCAAUUUUCUCUCUUUUGCUAAAGAUUACAUAUUGUUAGCCUUGUCGGAGUUGAAUGCUUGUUGUAGGCUUGAUAUUGUGAUCUUGUAGUCGAACAUUUGAUGAUAGUGGAGCUCUUUAUCGGACUCUAAAGUCCCGUGGUUUUUACCCUUGAUUUAGAGGGGUUUUCCAUGUAAAAAUAUCGGUGUUUCUAUUUAUUUUUGUUGUGGUUGCAUUA
Molecule: messenger RNA, 1694 nt
Organism: Gossypium arboreum
Lineage: Eukaryota; Viridiplantae; Streptophyta; Magnoliopsida; Malvales; Malvaceae
Product: probable LRR receptor-like serine/threonine-protein kinase At1g53420
Exons: 12
Coding region: 552-1064 (170 amino acids)
Molecular function (GO): protein binding
Source: RefSeq, a predicted model, not a curated record